UACCAGUCUUUGGGUAAGCGUCAUUUUUGUGCGAAGUGCAAUGCGUGUGUGCACUAGCAACGCAGAUCGUCGCUGGAAUUUCACGUGAAUUGACGGAAUUCUGCAGGGUUUCCGACAAAUUCUUGCAUGGGGUGAAUGGUAACCGACAUUAUUCACAGCAGCUUGUACAAUGCAAAGGAGUCUAACUCAUCCUUAAGGGAAAAUGGCCUAGGCUAUGGCGCAGCAGUCAGCACAGCUCUCAGAAAGAUUACGAUUGGCUGCCAGUAAAGGGCAGGUGGAUUACAUCAGAGAUCUGGUCCAAUCAGGAGCUGGCUUUAAUGCAGACAAGUAUGGACGGACGGCUCUCCACUACGCAGCCAACUAUGGCCAGGCUGAGACAGCCAAGCUGUGUGUUCACCUCGGCUGUGAUCUGGAUGCACAGGAUGUUUAUGGAUGCACCGCUUUGCACAGGGCUGUAAUAGAUAACCACAUAGAUGCGGUCAGAGCAUUACUGCUGGAGGGGUGUGCAGUGGACAGACAAGAUGAGAAUGGCAAUACUGCCUUACACGAGGCCACCUGGACUGGAUACGACGAGAUUGUGCUGGCGUUAGUCAAACAAGGAAAGGCUAACCUACAUGCCAGCAACAAGCAUGGUAAUAAGCCUCUGCAUCAAUCCUGUCAGAAUGGCCACAAUGAAACUACACGGAUACUCCUCAGAGCUGGCUCACACCCAAACAUCAAGAAUAACAACGCCGAGACUCCAUUACACAUCGCCGCACUGUUUGGCCACAUCACCUGCUGUAGGAUCCUAAUAAGCGCCAACUCCAACGUUAAUGUCACUAACUCGGAAGGGAACACAGCAUUGCACGUAGCUGCUGGACUAGGAAAGAAGAAAAUAUCCAAGAUACUGAUUGAAGCAGCCAGUGACCUCACCAUUCAAAAUAAUAAUGGAGAAACUGCAUUGGAGUUAGCAAGAAAGAAUGACCAUGCUGAAGUUGUCAUGCUGAUAUUGUCUGCAAUGAAGUUUCAGAAAAGCAAGUCUUCCAACCAUCACCACCAUCACCGCCACCACAGCACCUCCCCUCACAAACCCCCAGCCACAAACCAUGACAAAGAGGGUGCCAGACCGGAGACAACUCAGCACCGCAGACACAGACAGGAUGUGGAGGUUGCCGAUACCAUCAAGCAAGACCCAGGCCGCACCCGAGGCAGAAGAGAACUGAGAGAGCAAGAGAUUAAAGAAGACAAAGAGAAGACAUCCGCGAAGAACCAACACAAGAAAGACGGUGACGAACAGAAGAAGCAGACGGGCAAACCGUCCUCACUGGCCAAAAAGCCGACCCUUGCCACCAACCAAUCACAACGGAAGCAAGUUACUUUCGUCAAGGAAGAGCUUAGAAACGCAGUGUUAUGGGAAAAACAACUCCAUCAACAUAUCCACAGCGUGAAGCUUACGGAAGGCAAGAGCGUAGGUCAUCACCAUCGACACAAGCAUCAUCAGAAAUGUUUGUAUAAGGAUGAGAAUGGCCACGUCACUAAGGGUAUGACUACCACCUAUUGCACCUGCUCCAUCUACAUCCACAAACUUCAGAACCAGCUGGAGGCAAGCAAGGAGAAAAUGAUGUACGAAAUCGAGACAACGAGGGCGCAAUUCCAACACCAGCUGGGUACAUUGGAUAAGAAGCUGACGCACCAAGGCAGCUGUAUGGAUCAACUUUGUAAGGAGCGUGUCGCAUCGGAACGAACUGAGUGCCUGCAUCGCAUCGACCGCCGUAUGCUUCAAGAGAGGGCGCUGUGGUCCGAAGAGUACGAGCGCAGGCUCAGCUACGUGCGUGAGGAGCUGCGCCGUCACUUUGAGGUUCGUUUGAGAACGGUGCAGCAGCAGUUGGCGGUGUAUUAUCCCCCGGACCAGAGGCAGCCGCUGCAUGGCAAUCCGUCCGGGUUUGAUAGGAUCUCGGAAGGAACUGAGGACUCAUCAGGAUCAGAUCCCAACUCACGACAGAGAACAAAGCCUGAGAUUAAGGGUCCUAGCGGGAGGAUGAUCGCAAGGAGAAGACAGUCUCCAAGUCCGAAUCGUAAUGCAAGAGUCGCCAGUGCGGACGGGCGACUCGUACAAUCAAACCACCAAAGACAAAACGGAACGAUGAACUAUCACAUGAAUGGCGAUCAUCCACAGGAAUCGUACCCAUCAAGUUAUUCAGAGGAUAACGGGAGGUCACGCACGGUGAUACGUGGACCCCCACCCAGGGGCAGGAGGACCGGCAGUUUCACAAGAGCAGUGCAGCAGCCGAAUACAUCUUCAAAUGCUAAAUUCCAUGACGACCAAUCAGGGAAGGAGCUGGUAUCUGCCACGUAUAUCCCUCCCAUCGCCCAUCCCGAUCUUCCGCAGACAUCCAAACCAAGAGAACCGGAGAGUGCAGUGGUUGCUGCCAGUUUCAAUUUCAAGACGGAUUCCAGUGAGGAUGAGUCAUCCAGUGGCAGCACAAUCUCUCUGCAGACUGUAUCUCGCCGUCCCAUCAUGUCAAACCAUUCCGAUAUGCAAUCCAGGAGAUCUGAGCAAAACUCGGAUCCGCCAGAUACCUCCGACAACCGCCCCUUCCAGCGACUUUCAAAGAUUGCUUUGGAGCAAAAGGCCGAGUUUGACAAACAGCAGGGACAGCAUAUCAAAGCCCCCGGACCAUCCCAGGAUGCAUUGGGACAGCAAUCCCACAAUGCACCAUCUUGGCAUAAAACCGAGACCAACAACAACAGCACCUACGCAAAAUUAACGCAUGCUUCUUUAAGGCAGGCCUACGGCACCGAUUCCAAUGUUACUACAAAACCGUUGCCUAGCAACCAGGUAUCCAAUCAGGCGACUCCAGAUUCGAUCUCGCCAUCCUCAUCCCAGUACUCGCCCAAUCAGUGCGGAUAUUCCAAUUCCUCAUCCGGGGUGUCGUCAGGCGACGCGGCUACCGCGUCAUCUGCCCGAUCUCGUCGCAACCCCAUCGACGACGUCUUGAUCCGCGCAUUCGCCAUGGACCGUGAGAAGCGAACACUGAGCAACUCAAACGAUAGACCCGGCAUCGUCAGGGUAGACUUCCCCAAGUCAACUGAGGAUUCCAAACCGUCUGCUUAUGUCAAGGGAUUUACAAGAUCUGAAGCCAGCCAGCCAGGCAAUCUUCAGCCGAAAUCUUCAAGGAAAACCCACGAACUUCAAAUAUAAAUCCAUCAUAUCGAUUAAUUGGCAUCACUUAAGGAUUUCUUACUGCACAGUACACAUGAGCCUGUAAGGCCAACUGAGAAUUUGUGUAUCGUUAAAAAUCAAAACCAGUUAUCAGUUAUGACGUCUAAAUCAAAUUUUUCUUCAAGAAAUUAACGUCAUUGUACCAAAGAUGUCCUGUUUGAUAUCUGUUAUACAUUUGCUGAGUUUUCAGGUGUGCUAUCACUAUUUUUAAAGUACUGAUUGAAUAUUGGUCAUUCUAUAAAUUUAGGGUCCAACUUGAAAGAGGGACAUUUUUUCCUGUCCCCGUUACCUUAGUGAUUUAUCAAAUACUCCCAAAUCCUCCUUGCAAAAUGGAGGAUUUUGCAGGAUUGAGGAUUUGCGGCAAAAAUGUGUAGCUGAUUUUGUAGGAUGCACUGUGUCAAGGUCUUGGGC
This is a messenger RNA of Patiria miniata (bat star), 3613 nucleotides long. Its product is annotated as ankyrin repeat domain-containing protein 6-like. The transcript has 13 exons. Bases 215 to 3181 code for a protein of 988 amino acids. Gene Ontology annotation, molecular function: protein binding. NCBI's taxonomy places the organism in Eukaryota, Metazoa, Echinodermata, Asteroidea, Valvatida, Asterinidae. The record is from RefSeq and is a predicted model, not a curated record.